AUGCGUCGAGUGUUGGGGGAUCUAAUCCACCCGGAUCAAGCCUGCGCCGUCCCGGGAAGGAGGAUCACGGACAGCCUGAUACUGAUCCGAGACACCAUCUGUUUUGCGAGAGACAGAAACAUUCGGCUGAUAGUCCUAAAUCUAGAUUUCGAGAAAGCGUUUGAUCGGGUCUCGCACCAGUACCUCUUCCAGGACCGGGAACCAGUGACUCCAGUGCGCGGCCUCCGGUAUGGAGACGCCUCCACCGUUUGGCGCAACGUGAGCCAUCCUGUCCUUUCAAACAGACUCCAGGACCUGUCAUGGAUGGUGGCUCAUGGGAUCCUGCCGGUCAGAGCCGUUAUGCACUCCCGCGGCAUGUCUGCAACGUCCAUCUGCCCCCGACCCGGUUGUGGCGCGCCGGAGUCGGUGAGGCACCUGCUGUGGGAGUGCAGCGCUGCUGUGGACCUGUGGGCGAAGGCCGGCUCCUUGCAAUUCCCACACUUAGCAAGGGAGGUCCUCCAUGGGCAGCUAGUGCUGUACGGGGUGAGCCAGCAGAAAAUAACGAAAAAGGACUUCGCUGAGAUGUGGCUCACCCUCGCCACCAUAAAAGACGCCAUUUGGACCUCCAGAAACUUGCUGGUGAGCAGGCGCAGGCAGAUGCCCCCCGUGGCUGUGAUCCGGAUGGCGGCAGCAAAAAGAGGAACAUCAAGGGCUGCAGGUGGCGCGCCAAGGACACAGCCACCAAGAAGAAUCGCCUGCGCCUCCGUGGACGAAGGAGCCGGCGCUCCACGAACAGAGGUCCAAGCAGCGGCGGCCUGGCCCUCCGGGUGAGGCAGGAGGGAAGGAGCUUCAGGGCAGGCUUCCCCUCUGAGCACCAGCGCUGUUUGGAAGGUCGGGACGGCUCCGGACUUGGGAAGGAGUCACCCCGGUCCUGCUCAA
This is a messenger RNA of Xiphophorus hellerii (green swordtail), 918 nucleotides long. RefSeq lists its product as uncharacterized. NCBI's taxonomy places the organism in Eukaryota, Metazoa, Chordata, Actinopteri, Cyprinodontiformes, Poeciliidae. The record is from RefSeq and is a predicted model, not a curated record. The coding region runs from base 1 to 810 and encodes 269 amino acids. The transcript is spliced from 2 exons.